This is a messenger RNA of Pseudo-nitzschia multistriata, 3188 nucleotides long. The record is from the annotation of a GenBank genome assembly. Lineage: Eukaryota; Bacillariophyta; Bacillariophyceae; Bacillariales; Bacillariaceae.
CUAGCCGCGCAAAAGACACCCGGUCCCGCGGAAGGACGCACCACCGCACCCCUCGGAAACAAGMCCCGCCAGAACGGCCAUGCCGGGACCCCCGGGCCGCUCCCGCGGGCGACAGGGACCUCCCGUCCUGCUCAACGUUGCCGAGAAGCCGUCGGUGGCGAGGUCCCUGGCGGCGGUCUUUCACAAUAUGCCCGGCGCGAGGGAAUCGGAGCCGAUGCGGCGGGAGGCGGCCCAGAUUUUCAGGCACGAGAACGUGGUCUUCCGGGACGUCUUCUCGCAGGCCAACGGAGGCAACAGCAGCGGUGGCCACAACCGACCCCACAAAAUGAUCACCACAUCGGUCCGGGGCCACCUGGCGGGGAUCGAGUUCGGCCCCGAAUACGGCUGGAGUCGGUGCGAUCCGAUACAGCUCUUCGAGGCACCCCUCGAAAUCGUCUACCGGGACGACAUGGUUCCCCUCCGCCGAAUGCUGACCAACCUCGCCAAGAACGUGGACGGCCUGGUCCUGUGGCUCGAUUGCGAUCGAGAGGGAGAGGCCAUCGCCGACGAGGUCCUCAGGGUAUGCCUCGAAUCCAAUCGCCGUCUGGAGCCCUACGUCUACCGAGCCAAGUUCUCGACCGUUCUGGGGCCCGAGAUUCUCCGCGCCCUGGGAACCCUCGGCCGGAUCAACCACCAUUUCGUGCAGGCGGUCCAGGCGAGGUCGGAGCUGGAUCUGCGAGUAGGCGCGGCCUUCACGCGCUUCCAAACCCUGCGGCUGCAAAAGAAGUUCCAGCUGCCGGGGGCCGGGGAGGACGGGAGGGGCGCCGGCGUCGUGAGCUACGGGCCCUGCCAGUUCCCGACCCUGGGAUUCGUGGUGGAGCGGUGGGCAAGAAUCGAGAUCUUUGUGCCGGAGGAUUUCUGGUUCCUGGAGCUGACCCUCAGGGUUCCGCGGCAGGCGGGAGCGGCCGACGAUGGUCGUGGAAGCGGUGGCGGCCGCGGGGCGGGCAACGAUUCCCGUCCGAUUGCCUUUGCGUGGAAACGCCAGCGCUUGUUCGACCGUUUCGCAACCCUGGCCAUCUACGAAUCGUGCCUGGACACCGAACCGUGCGUGGCCACCGUCACGAGGCUCGAGGGACGCCCAAAGAACAAGUGGCGACCGAUUCCCCUGGCGACCAUCGAGCUGCAGAAACGAGCCUCGCGAUACCUCAGGAUCGGGUCGGAAACACUCAUGUCGGCGGCCGAGGAACUGUACCAGAAGGGACUGAUCAGCUAUCCGCGGACCGAAACGGAGCGCUUCCGGCCCGAAUUCGACCACCGGGCGCUGAUCCGGGACUUUUGCACCCUCGCCGACGCCGCCGGUCCCUACGCGUCCUACGCCAACCACUUGCUGAACGAGAACGGAUUCCAGAAUCCCCGGGCGGGGCAGAACGACGACCAGGCCCACCCCCCGAUCACUCCGUGCAAGGUUGUCGACCCGGCUACGAUCCAGGACCACACCCAGAGAAACGUUUACGUUCUAGUGGCGAAGCACUACCUGGCAUGCUGCUCGAGGGACGCCAUCGGCCGGGAAACCUCGCUCACCGUCAGGAUAGCCUCGGAGGAAUUCACCGCCAAAGGACUCAUGAUCGAACAGAAAAACUGGCUGGAAAUCUACCAUCCGUGGGAACGCUGGUCGACGGGGCAGGGAGAGCUCCCCCACGUGAUGGUAGGAAGCAGGAUCGCUCCCCAUUCCUUCGUCAUGAAGGAGGGGCAAACCACGCCACCCCUGCCGAUUUCGGAGCCGGAGCUGAUCACCCUCAUGGACAAAUCCGGAAUCGGAACGGACGCCACCAUUGCAACGCACAUUGCCACCAUCCAGGAUCGAGAUUACGCCACCAAAGACGGGAACCAGCGGUUCUUGCCCACGCCCCUCGGGAUCGCACUGGUGGAGGGAUACAACAGCAUGGGCUACCAAUUGAACAAACCCGAUCUGAGGAGAGAAACGGAGCACGAGUGCAACCUGGUGGCGAACCGCCAGAAAACAAAAGAGGAGAUCGUUCCCCUGAUACUCAACAAAAUGAAAGACGUCUACCUCACUGCUGCCAGGGAAGCCCGCAAACUCGACCAAUCCAUGGCGAGACGCUUUCAGCGGAUAGGAGCGGGGAACGACCACACAGAACUGGUGCAGGCUCGAUUCAGCCAGUGCGGCAAUUGCCAGCAGCCAAUGUCUCUCAAACAAGAACGUCGGACCGGUGGUCGUCGGAGAGGCGGGGGGRACAACAACAACAACGACACGCCGCGAAAGCUGCUGUUUUGCAACGCGUGCCAAGAAGGCUACAUCCUGCCCCGCAAGGGGAUACCCCGUCCGAAGAUAUCGGAGGGAGAGACCAACAACAACAACAACACACCGGUAAAGUGUCCCAUUUGCAACUUCCAGGUCGUUGCUAUUGCGAGGGGUGAUGGCUACGAGGGCAACGGAUACAACGUUUGUCCGAAGUGUUACAACGACCCACCGGCAGAUCACGGCGGAGGUGGCAGCGGCGGAGGAGGCGGAACCCAUCCCUGUUUUUCGUGCUCGCAUCCAGCGUGCGCGCUUGCCGGGGGAACCCAGGGGGGCGACAUCGAGGUGUUUGCGUGUCCCUUUUGCCGAGAAAAGAACGUGCCAGGCGGAAAAGUCACCCUCCGCAAAAACUCGCGGGGGUACGUCCUAUCCUGCGCCAACUAUUCGGGCCGGCAGCGGUGCAGCUACACCAUCUGGCUGCCCCGCGCCAGCCGGAGCAUAGAGGUUCCGCCGGGGGAGGAACACGUCUGCACUCGCUGUAGCACGCACUCGCCCGUGCGGAAGCUGGCCUUUCAGUGGAAACCCGGCGGGGUUCUCCCACACCUGGGAAGGGAGACCACGGCGUGCGUCUUGUGCGAUGCGCGAUUCCGGCAGGACGUCCAGAUCAACCUGCCCCAGAUGGAUCGGGUCGGGACCACCAGUCGCCGGACGGCUUCGCUCAGACCGAACCACCACGGCAACGGACGGAACAACCAUGGGGAUCGGGCCCGUUCGGCAACCACAAAUGCUGGAAACAACAACUUUGUUUGCUUUCGGUGCAAUCAGCCGGGACACUAUGCGAGUGCUUGUCCAAACGCGAACAAUCAGUGAUGGUUUAAUACGCCCCCGCUUUGUCGAUAACAAAGGAACGGAAUGGACGGCCCCAAACGAAUAGAUAAAACUAGACUGU